CCUGCUGACCGUCGGGAGAGUGCAGUGCCGUGUCUCAGAGAAAGGAUAUCUGACUAGUGAUCGAAACAGCGUCGGCAGACACAGCAUCAACAGCUCAGCCUACUACCGCCGUCCCUCCCGGCCGGCGCCUUGCUCCGAGGCUCGGAGAUGGGCUGCACCACAAGCCCCGUGUCCUGCCAGCCUCCACCGGCACCUGCGCCCGCCGGCCAAGAUGGCACGCCGCAAGAUGGCACGCCACAAGAUGGUGCGCUCAAGGUACCGGUCGUCCCGUCAUCUUUGGAGAGACUGUCCCAGGCCACGGGUGGCAUGGAGAAGUCCUGGUAUCGCUGCAUCUUUCCCUUCGGCCUGAUCUCGCUGGUCAUCGGCGUGGCCACCACCGCCGUCACCUUCACGUACGACGCCCUGCCGCAGGUGCGCGUCAUGUCGCUGGUGCUGCUGGCCGUCGGGCUCGGCCUCGGGCUGCUGGCCACCCUCUGCUGGGUGCUCCACAAGAAGAAACGCCGAAGAAAGAAAGAGGCACUCCCUCUGGACCCCGAGCAGAGCGCUCUGUGACCAGAGGAGCACAGGAGCAGCCUGAAGGGAGGCGCUGAUCUGCAGGAGCUCGAUCUGGCUCCUAGCGAGGAACCACCCUGGAGAGCAUGCAGGAGAAAUGGACAGAUUGGUGGCUCUGUGUUAUGGGGGGGGGGUUCCCGCUGAACUCAGACGCAGCCUGCGGUCGGCUGGCUGGCUUCACGUUUCAAAACAACAUCCCGGCAUGCGGAGAGUGCGCGUACGCAUGCACACAGGCACGCACUGCCAGCUCGACGCGGAAUGCCAUGUCGCUGGCAAGCCGACGUCAGCGCUCGCAUUCCCGGGGCAGGUGGACGCAGCUGAUUAUCGGAGACGGGGGCCAGGAGACUGUAACCCGAGAGAAGCUUCCCCCACGCUCUCCUCCAGCACCCGUCUGUGCAUUACGGCCAGUCUGGUGGCUCCCAGGCUCUGGGCACCAGACAAACCUCAGAGAUGCUUCUCUGCUCUCUCAGUGGCUGUCACGCUUUCUCUCUAGGCAUCGCUGCACCAGCAAGGGAGACCCGUCCUUCUCCCUGGCCUGUGCCUAGCGCUCAAUUGGGCACACAUGCCUCUGUUGGGCCACCCAGCGUCAGAGAUGCGGUUGAUGGGAAUUCGUGUGUCGGCCACGGAGGGAUUGUUCCACGCCUGAGAUCUGGAAUUCCACAAACCUGCGUGGCUGCGCGCCGAUGCUCACGUGCCGUGCAUUGCAGGCCGAGAUGCUCACCACCUGCGAGAAACGCUCCGAGGGACAGCCUGGAGUGCGCACAGCACACCGCCCUCGUUCCCCGCUGUUCUCGUGCAAUCUCCCCGCUGCUCGUGGAGAACUCGGAUUUCAUCUCGUGUUUUGCCAAAAUCGCUAUUUCCCAUGAAAUUUAGGAUGGACUCUAACUUGGCACAGUAAGCCCUUUACUCGCCGUGUUUAAUUGUGCUCCCCAGCCACACCCAGGUUUGUUAUCAUCAGUUGUUUCCUUCUCUCCAGUUCCCACCCUCUGACUGAUGUAUCUACAAGCCUGCAUCAGCAUUACCGCUUGUCUGCGUACAGCAUUUACUCCGCAGCUCAUGAUUCCUACAGGCAGCAGCAGUUCAGGAAAACGGCAAGGAAACUGUGAUGUAAUUUGGAAUACUGCAAUUCCACUGUAUUUCAUAUUGCUUUAGUAAAUAUAUAAUAUGUAAACAGUGGGUAAUAUCAGUAUUCCAUGUACAACUGCUUUUUUCCCGUUUUUUUAAGUCAGAUACAGUAAAACUAGAUCUGCACCGUUUGAUUUCCUGCAGCACAUUACAAGGAACAAUACAGUACAGCACUGUGAGGCCCAGAGUCUUCUGCUUGUUAACUGGGCAAAGCAUCAGACACGUGUGGGUACACUGCCACUCAACAUGCGCAUCAUGACACGGUUCAAGCGGGAAAACAGCCUUUCUUAUCACAAACACAAAUCUAGCACUCAUCUUAAGUUUACUAAAGUGAGGACAGACUACACGUAACCUGAUAUUAUCUCAUUAAACGUUAGGUGCCUUUCUGAUGUCAUACAAGCCAAACCACUGUAAACACCGCUAAAGCUGGGAUCUACGGUUUCUCCUUUAUCAACCUAACAGAUUCCUGCGUCGCAUUAGACACUGGACAUAUCACAAGACGCUUUGCCUCAACUCUCCAAAGACAACAGAAUGUUACAACAUAGCAUAGGGAGGAAUUUCCAGUAUUUACAAAUGUUUACUUAACGGUAGAAAGGUACAGACGUGCCUUUUUUCUGCCUUCUCGUCGCUACCCAGCACCUUAAAUGGUGACACGGGACUCUUGACGCAUUAUGCCCGAAGCAGCGGGGAGGGCAGCGUGUAGUCUUGUACUUUCAUUGAGAAAACCUAGAAUAUGGCCGGCGCUUCACAACUUACGCAUGCAUGUGCGCUCAUAUAAUAAGCAUCGCUCAUACAGCUUGAUGUGCCUGUAUUUGUUUGGAUUUAGACUAAAUGAAACAUGAAUUGGAGAUGUGCAGAAUACACAUCCUGAUUAAUAAAGAGGGAAUAAGAGGGUAUCUAUUUCCCCUAGCACCGCGUUUUAUACGAACACUCAUAAUUGUACCUGGUGACAAAUAUAUGCGCCUCCGUCUGUAACUUGUAUGCUGCUGUAUAUAAAACAGUAUUUAUAUAUUUAUACUUACAUCAGACGUAUUUUCAAAGCUGUAUUAAACUUAAGAUUAAUGCCAGCAAA
Molecule: messenger RNA, 2749 nt
Organism: Brienomyrus brachyistius
Lineage: Eukaryota; Metazoa; Chordata; Actinopteri; Osteoglossiformes; Mormyridae
Product: transmembrane protein 100
Exons: 2
Coding region: 148-552 (134 amino acids)
Biological process (GO): cellular response to BMP stimulus
Source: RefSeq, a predicted model, not a curated record